AAAACUCAUAAUAUUUGAGAGUUGACGAAAUGAUAAUACAUUAAUUCUGUCUUGUGUUUAGGCUGAUGCGGUGCCAGACUUUCGGUUUUGAUCUUUUGUUUCUGGGGAAUUCGAUCAACGGGAAUCUCAUGCUCAUGCAGAAGGAAGAGGAUAAAUAUAUGGCAAUUUGUAUCAGGACAAAGGAAAGAGUUUCAGAGUGAGAGAGAGAAAUUGAGAAGAAAAGAUAGAUGUGUUUGGAUUGUGGAGGAGCAAUUGGUGAUUGAAUUUGAUUUAGAAUGAAGGAAGACUCGACUGAUAAGAACGAAGAGAAAGCCCAGGCUAUCAAGCUUUGGGGAGUUUUCGCCUUCGGCAUCAUUAGCGCCACCGUCACCGGCUUCGCCCUGUCCAGGUCGCAGGGGAAAGGAGGGAGUAGCAGUUCUUUCCGAACAGCUUUUCAAGAAGAAGCAUGGAAAAGAUACAAUAAGCGAUUGAAAGAGGAGUAUGAGGAGGAGAUGGAGAGAGUGGAACGAAUAAAGCGUAUGCAAAGUGUGUUUAAUAGAGAAAGGAACAAGCAUAGAAGAAGGUAUGAGAGCUGGAGGGAAACCGGUCCUGGUGCAUAUGAUCAGCAUUUCCAGAGGGACGACUGGUAUUGGAAGGCUGAAGCAUCUUUCAAAGACCAGUGGAACAAUUAUCCAAGAGAGAACAGAAGCUAUUUAUCACAUCACUACUCAGUUUUGGGCCUUGACAGGUUGAGAACAACACCAUAUACUGAUGCUGAGAUCAAGACAGCAUUUAGGACCAAGGCAAUGCAGUAUCAUCCUGACCAGAACCAGGAGAACAGAGAGGCUGCAGAGGCCAAGUUCAAAGAAGUAAUGUGUUCAUAUGAGGCCAUACAGAAGGAAAGGAAGAACCAGAAUCCUUAAUUGCCUAACUCUGCCUGACGAUCCUGGGACCUUGAAGGAUGCGAGGUAUUCAAAAUUAUCAUUGAAGUUUUGGGCAAUGAUUAUAUUAUAGUGGUGUUGUAUUAUAAAGUCUGUUAUGCUUAGAGGCUUUUUCAUUUUUACAACUCGUAUAAUAGAUACACAUAUAAUUAAUUAGCAUUCCAACUAGAAGUCCAUGACCUCUGUAAUGUGGCUUUAUUACAUUCCAGGGUGAUUUUUUGAGACAAUUAACUCAUUUUUCACCACGAAAAAACUUUCAAAUUUAUGUUUUUUAUAUCUA
This is a messenger RNA of Lotus japonicus, 1200 nucleotides long. RefSeq lists its product as uncharacterized. The transcript has 6 exons. The coding region runs from base 276 to 902 and encodes 208 amino acids. The record is from RefSeq and is a predicted model, not a curated record. Lineage: Eukaryota; Viridiplantae; Streptophyta; Magnoliopsida; Fabales; Fabaceae.